This is a messenger RNA of Nematocida ausubeli, 678 nucleotides long. RefSeq lists its product as uncharacterized. Gene Ontology annotation, cellular component: Golgi apparatus; endoplasmic reticulum. Gene Ontology annotation, molecular function: protein-cysteine S-palmitoyltransferase activity. Gene Ontology annotation, biological process: peptidyl-L-cysteine S-palmitoylation; protein targeting to membrane. Bases 1 to 678 code for a protein of 225 amino acids. NCBI's taxonomy places the organism in Eukaryota, Fungi, Microsporidia. The record is from RefSeq and is a predicted model, not a curated record. The transcript has a single exon.
AUGCAUGCGAAAUAUAUGGACAAAAGAGCAUUCUUCUCUGUACUAGUUGAGGUGAUGGGAACCCUUUUGGGUCUUGCAUUUCUGAAGGGUCCCUUACUAUAUCUUUUUUCUGGUCUCACAGUCACCACCUCCUUGCUAAUUAUAAUCAUUGGCAGGAUGGACCCGGGUGUUCUUUCCAGGCGAAACUCAAAUUACCACAAACAUGUUUUUUUCAGUGGAUUUGCAUACAGAACAGUAGAAGACGAUAAAAAUAUACUAGGCAGAGGAUUUGAAAGAAAGGGGCAGACACUUCACACAGAAGUAUUCUGUAAGACAUGCGGGAUAUUUAGGCCCUCUGGUGCAUCUCACUGCAGGGAGUGUGAUAGAUGCAUUUCUGUCAUGGACCAUCACUGUCACUGGCUGAGUAAUUGCAUUGGGGAGAAGAAUUACCCGUACUUCAUGAAUCUUCUGUCUUUGGAGUUUAUCCGGGGAGUGGUUCUGGUUUACUUUAGAUUCUCACAGGAUUUCCCUGAACUUAAAAUGUCCUACUCUUCUGCUUACUUUUACAUCACUUUAGUAUGGUCUUCUGUUCUGGCUGCAUUUAUUUCUUCUCUCUUUGGGUACUUUAUGUGGCUGAAUCUGCAGGGAUAUACGUCCAGGGGGUUUUGCAAGCAGAAACAAGUUCGUGCGAAAGAUUAA